ACGGGCGCUCAAAGCGGAGGAGCGGAUAAUACGAUAAACGCGCUAACACAAAUCGACUGGCAUAGUUUAGUGUGCUUGUGUGUGUAAGCAGACAGAAAAAGGCGAAAUACCAAUUCAUUUACAGGGUAUCAUCCGCCACGUAUAUAAAGAAGGCCCUACCUAAUGCGGCCCAGAAUAUUCAGCAAUGUGUGAUCCCUUUAGCCGGAGGUCAGGCAACGUGAUUGUCCGGACUUGAGUAUUCCCGCCUUGGAUCCGGUGUACUUCGCACAGAACCACUUGGGACGGCAAUACGGGCAGAGUGACAAAAGAAAAAGCACCAUUAUUAAAUAUAUAUACGAUGACUAUAUCGGAAGUUUUCACGGAUCAGGAAAUCUUUGUGACCGGCGCCUCGGGUUUUGUGGGCAAGGCGCUGGUCGAGAAGCUGCUCCGGUCCUGUCCAACACUAGGCCGGAUUUACGUUCUGAUGCGGCCCAAAAAGGGGCACAAUAUCGAGGAGCGUCUGCAGCUCCAAUGGGAGACAAAGCUGUACGAGAGGGUGCGUAGGGAACAGCCCGAUGCCCGAUCCAAGUUGGUGGCCAUUGCCGGGGACGUGGAGCAGUUGGGCAUGGGCAUCAGUGCAGCAGAUCUAGAGCGAUUGAAAAACGUAAACAUUGUAUAUCACUCGGCGGCCAGUGUGCGUUUUGACGACCCCCUACGCACCGCCAUAUUAAUGAAUACCCGCGGCACCCAUGAACUGAUCAAGCUGGCCCUGGGUUGGCGUAAACUCAAGGCCUUUGUCCACGUGUCCACCACGUAUGCAAACCCCGGAGUUCUGGAGGUAGAGGAGCGCGUCUAUCCACCGCUGGCCGAUUGGCGGACAACCAUUAAGCUGGCGGAGACCUACGACGAGGAGACUUUGAACAUCUACAAUCUCAAGUAUGGAAAUUUCCAGCCCAAUACGUACACCUUUACAAAGAGCUUGGCCGAGCAGGUUGUCAACGACUACAGGGAUCAGCUGCCCAUCUUUAUCUUUAGGCCAUCAAUUGUGGUUUCCACCAUUGAGGAGCCCAUGCCCGGCUGGGCGGAUAAUUUCAAUGGACCCACUGGCCUUCUGGUUGCCUGCGGCACUGGAAUUCUUCGUUCCCAGAACUGUGAUCCCAAUAUUGUGUCCGAUUUUGUGCCCGCUGACGUGGUGGUUCGUACACUAAUCACCGCAGCUUACAAGUUCAUUUCGGAGGCUAAGCUCCGGCAGGAGCGUAAGGCCAAAGGCGAGGAAAGUGAGAUGUAUGUGAUCAACUGUGCCACGGCCAAUAUAUCACCCAUAACCAUGGGCGAGGUGAUCGAAAUUGGCAAGACUUUUAUACGAAAGAAUCCCUUUGAGAAGACCCUAUGGCUGCCAGGUGGAAGUAUGACCACCUGUCCGGUAUUGCACUUUAUAAGGUUCUGCACUAUGCAUUUACUCAUGGCCGUUGUGGUUGACACUUUGCUGCGACUCUCUAACGAAAAGCCCUUCCUUAUGAAGCUGCAGCGUCGCAUUUUUGCUGCCUUUAGUGCCCUGCAGGUUUUCGCCAUGACCGAGUGGCACUUUCAGAAUAACAAUUUCCGGGCCCUGCAUGACUUAGUUCCGGAAAAUGAAAUGUCCACCUUUGGCUUCAUGCAGCAUGCGAAUAUCAAUUAUGUGGACUUCUUCCAGCAUGGUAUACGAGGCGCCAAGGAGUUUCUAUUGAAUGAAGGUCCCGAAAGCAGUAAAGCCGCCAGAUUCCGGGUGAAAAUCUUUUACGUUUUGGACUUUUUGUGUCGCGGCAUUGUGUACAGCUUCCUGCUCCGUUUGAUAUACAAAUUUCUUGUGGGCCUGUGGUAGCCUCGUUUUAUUUUAUUUUCCUUAAAAAAUAUAUAUUGUGGCAUUGGUUUGUAA
Messenger RNA from Drosophila kikkawai, 1894 nucleotides. Its product is annotated as putative fatty acyl-CoA reductase CG5065. NCBI's taxonomy places the organism in Eukaryota, Metazoa, Arthropoda, Insecta, Diptera, Drosophilidae. The record is from RefSeq and is a predicted model, not a curated record. Gene Ontology annotation, cellular component: peroxisome. Gene Ontology annotation, biological process: long-chain fatty-acyl-CoA metabolic process. Gene Ontology annotation, molecular function: alcohol-forming very long-chain fatty acyl-CoA reductase (NADP+) activity.